UGGAAAUAUUUUGCUAUGACAUAGGACAUUCCACGAUUGUGCGAAAUGAUCAACUCAUCAAUCAUCAUGUUGAUUAAAUUUGAGAUUGAAACUCGUCAAUGCAUAAAUGACCCCCCAUAUUUUCGGAUCAAAGAAAAACGAAGAAAUUAGCGCUAAUAAACCGCCACAAAUGCAUAUCUAUAAAUAGCACAAAAGCCCAGAUACUCUUGUUCAAGUUCACUCUCUCAAAGAUGAAGAUGAAGAUGAAGACGAUCGUGAUGAACGUGCUUUUUUGCCUUUUCUCUCUUCUUGCUACCUCAUCCGCCCACGUUGUUGCGCCCAUUCUCGACGAUUCGGAUCUCAACCGGAGCAGUUUCCCGCCAGGUUUCGUUUUCGGAACAGCUUCUGCAGCAUACCAGCAUGAAGGUGGUGCAAGGGAAGGUGGAAAAGGACCCAGUGUGUGGGAUACUUUCACUCAUAAACAUCCAGAAAAAAUAGCAGGUGGAGCUAAUGCAGAUGUAACUUGCGACCAAUAUCAUCGAUAUAAGGAGGAUGUUGGAAUCAUGAAGAAUAUGAACUUGGAUGCUUAUAGAUUCUCCAUUUCUUGGGCUAGAGUACUACCAAAAGGAAAGCUUAGCGGAGGUGUAAACCGUGAAGGAGUAAACUACUAUAACAACCUCAUCAAUGAGCUACUGGCUAAUGGUGUGAAACCAUAUGUAACCCUUUACCAUUGGGAUAUUCCUCAAGCCUUAGAAGAUGAGUAUCGCGGUUUAUUGAGCCCUCGCAUUGUAAAAGACUUUAGGGACUAUGCUGAACUUUGCUUCAAGGAAUUUGGUGAUAGGGUGAAACAUUGGAUUACUUUGAAUGAACCAAGUAGUGUGAGUCGGCAUGCCUAUGGAAAUGGAAGGUUUGCACCAGGUCGGUGUUCUGCUUGGCUAAAGCUGAACUGCACUGGUGGCGAUUCGGGGACAGAGCCAUAUUUGACUUCGCAUUACAUGCUUCUUGCUCAUGCUGCUGCUGUCAAAGUGUACAAGACCAAGUAUCAGGCAUCUCAAAAGGGUUUAAUAGGGGUUACCAUAAAUACUGAAUGGUUUGUGCCGGCAACUCAAGCGAAAUCAGAUGUUGAUGCUGCACGACGUGCCCUUGACUUCAUGUUUGGAUGGUAUAUGGAUCCUCUCACAAAAGGUGAAUAUCCAAAAAGUAUGCAAUCUUAUGUGGGAAAACGGCUACUGAAGUUCACUCAAGAAGAAGCCAAGCUAGUUAAGGGGUCGUUUGAUUUUCUGGGCCUAAACUACUACUCAUCCUUUUAUAUUGCCAAUGCACCUCACCUACGUGGCGCAGGACCAGCCCAACAAUUUGAUGCUCUUGUUAAUAAAACAAAUCAAAUAAACGGCAAGGCCAUUGGUCCCUUGGCUGCUUCAGACUGGUUAUCCAUUUAUCCGCGAGGAUUUCACCAACUAUUGCUUUUCAUCAAACAGGAGUACAACAAUCCUGUAAUUUACAUUACUGAAAAUGGUUAUGAUGAGUACAACGAUCCAACACUAUCAAUUGAAGAAUCCCUCUUGGACACUUACAGAGUUGAUUACCUUUAUCGUCACCUUUACUAUGCUCAUAAAGCAAUCAAGGAUGGUGUGAAUAUAAAGGGAUAUUUUGUGUGGUCACUGUUGGAUAAUAUGGAAUGGGACUCUGGCUACACUGUGCGAUUUGGACUUAACCUUGUGGAUUUCAAAAAUGGCUUAAAACGAUACCCAAAAAUCUCAGCCCGUUGGUUCAAGAAUUUCCUCAAUAAAAAUUAGUGGAGGUUUGUUUUUAUGAAUAUGUCUACUUCCACAAUAUUAGAGAGUUCUGUUUAUAAUAACUACUUGUGAAGAAGUUUAGUUCUGUUAAUAGAUCACAUGUAAUUAGUUUACUAGUAUAUAAAAGUCAUGUAUGUUCAUUUGGUUCAAUAAGAUAAUAGAAACAAGUUUUCCUCUU
Lotus japonicus is the source of this 1953-nucleotide messenger RNA. Its product is annotated as cyanogenic beta-glucosidase-like. The record is from RefSeq and is a predicted model, not a curated record. Bases 231 to 1775 code for a protein of 514 amino acids. The transcript has 13 exons. Lineage: Eukaryota; Viridiplantae; Streptophyta; Magnoliopsida; Fabales; Fabaceae. Gene Ontology annotation, molecular function: beta-glucosidase activity. Gene Ontology annotation, biological process: carbohydrate metabolic process.